UAGGGUUAAGCCCUACCCAUUUAUUCUCUCCUCUCUCUAACAAGUUCAACCAACCAGAAAACUGCUCCUUUCUAUAUUAUAAUACUACAUAGUACCUUCCACCAACUUCUCCCUCUCUCCCUCCACAAACAUGCACCCCACAUUAGAUCUCUUAGAAACAGAAAAAAUUAAAAAAAGGCAAAAAAAAAAACAAACAAACAAAAAACAAAGACAUUCCCCCCAUUUCACCAGAAGAAAAACAAACCCACCCCAAACCAACUCCCAAAAUACUCUUUUGUUGCAAAUCACAAAUUUUGGGAGAAGAUGGUUUUCUCCCCCCCUCCUCCUCCUCCUCCCCCUUAUUCAAGCCCCCAUUUUUGCUUCUCUUCAUCUCCUAACUCCAUUUCCUUGUUUUGGUUUCUUCAACCACCUCUCUUAGGCCUCAAUUCACCAAAAAAGCUCCCAACUUUCCCUCUCUUCCUCACUUCCUAACCUUGUUUCCUUUUGGGGUUUCUUCACUCUUCCCCUUUGAAGCUCAAUUCACCAAAAAAGCUCCCACCUUUCCCACUCUUUCUCAUCAUUUUCCCUUUUUUUGUGUUUCUUCUACCUCCUCCUCUAUAGUUCCAUUCAACAAAAAAAGCUCCCACCUUUCCCUUUCUUUUCAUCUCCUACACUUGAUUCUCCAACAAAGCUUCCCCCUUUCCCACUCCAAUUCCACAUUUUCCAUAGUGGGUUUCUUCGACUUGAGGGAUGAUCCGGACCGGCCUGUUGCUCUGCGAUCCAAGUUCGAGGCGUUGAGCAGUGUGAUGGUCCGGUUCCUGAAGAGGGGGCACAGCCUUGAGAAGUGGUCGCGAGGUGGUGCGAAGGAGAUGUUCGAAAUCGGUGGUGUGGGCGGGAAUGGUUCAGCGGCUGCAGCAUCGACUGGCGGGGCAUCGGAGACAACUGUAAGGUCUCGCCAUGGCGGUGCCGCCGCCAAUGGUGGUCGGGAGGGGCCUCCUUCAGAUAUGGAGCUAAUGAAGGAGAGAUUCGCGAAGCUUCUUCUUGGAGAGGACAUGUCAGGCUCCGGAAAAGGAGUUUCCUCAGCUCUUGCUAUCUCCAAUGCCAUCACAAAUCUCGCCGCCUCAGUUUUCGGUGAACACCGGAAAUUGGAACCAAUACCUCCCGAGUUGAGGGCACGAUGGAGGAAAGAAGUCGAUUGGCUUCUAUCCGUCACUGAUCACAUUGUCGAGUUUGUUCCUUCGGCACAGACAACAAAAGAUGGACAAAGCAUGGAGAUAAUGAUAACCCAGCAACGAAGAGAUCUUCAGAUGAACAUCCCUGCAUUGAAAAAGCUAGAUGCGAUGCUCAUAGGUUUUCUCGACAACUUUAAAGAUCAGACUGAAUUUUGGUAUGUAAAGGCCGACAGUGAAGAGUCGGAUGAGGGGAGUGCUCAAAGGAAAGGCGACAAGUGGUGGCUUCCAACUGUGAAAGUCCCGUCUAACGGUCUUUCUGAGAUGUCGAGAAAAUGGCUGCAAUACCAAAAGGAGUCUGCGAACCAAGUGCUCAAGGCGGCUAUGGCGAUAAAUGCUCAGGUUCUUAUGGAAAUGGAGGUCCCUGAGGUCUACAUUGAAUCACUACCAAGGAAUGGGAGGGCAAGCCUUGGAGAUGUGAUAUACAAGAGCAUAACAGUUGAUACUGACUUCGACCCUGAGGAAUUCCUCGCAUCGAUGGACCUGUCGACGGAGCACAAUGUCCUCGACCUCAAGAACCGAAUCGAGGCGUCUAUAGUCAUUUGGAAGAGGAAGAUGCACAACAAGGAUGGCAAGUCCUCAUGGGGUUCGAUGGUCAGCCUGGAGAAGCGGGAGGCGUUCGAAGAGAGAGCAGAGACCAUCUUACAUCUCCUCAAGCACAAAUUCCCUGGCAUCCCUCAGUCCUCCCUCGACAUCAGCAAGAUCCAAUACAAUAAAGACGCCGGGCACGCCAUUCUUGAAAGCUACUCACGUAUUCUAGAAAGCUUAGCAUUCAGCGUGAUGUCGCGAAUUGAAGACGUCCUCUACGCCGAUUCCCUCACUCAAGACCCAUCCCUCAAGGACUCAACCAGAAGGUACUCGUUAUCAGAUUCGGAGACACCGGCAGGACCCGCGAAGAAAUUGGACCCCAAAGUAGAGAUGGAGAAGUUGAAAGAAGCGCCGAAUUCAAUGACACUAUGGGACUUCAUGGGUUGGCAUUUCGAUUCGGAGGAAUCCAAAACGAAGGAAGAUGAGACCGCGGACUUGAAGAAGCCACCAAAAAUCGAGCCAACCAAGAAAUUUUCUUAUAUAGAGAAAGUUGAGCACUUGGGGGGCUUGAGAAGCCCGACGGCUCGUCAUUAAGGGAGAUUUUUUAGAGUAAAAGGAAUUGGAUACAGCUAUGGAUUUGAAUGUAAAUAGUUGUUAGAGCAAUGGUAGAUCUCGCAGUCGAGUGAUUCUUCCAUCCCUCUUGUAGAAAGGGAACUGUUAUUCUUUUUCUUUCUUUUCUCUUUUUUCCUUCUUUUUGGUUUGAUGCACUGGGUGAUUUUCUUUUUUUUUUUUCCUUUCCUCAGAAACCAUUUGUAUACUGUUUUGGCAACCGAUUCUCGCAAUCUGUAGCUGCUGCUGAUUUUCAUCUUGAGUAAAAUCUAGAAGUUUGCA
Ananas comosus (pineapple) is the source of this 2627-nucleotide messenger RNA. RefSeq names its product rho guanine nucleotide exchange factor 8-like. The record is from RefSeq and is a predicted model, not a curated record. Bases 786 to 2330 code for a protein of 514 amino acids. The transcript is spliced from 7 exons. NCBI's taxonomy places the organism in Eukaryota, Viridiplantae, Streptophyta, Magnoliopsida, Poales, Bromeliaceae. Gene Ontology annotation, molecular function: guanyl-nucleotide exchange factor activity.